GUUUCCCGUCGGCAUGUGGCGGAGUGUCGCGCGCAGUGUGUUGUGGCGGUGGCAGCAGCAGCGGAGGAGAUGGAGGUCACGCGCCUCGUCUUCUUCGCCGCUUGCCCUUGCCCUCCUGCCGGGGCGGUGGGAGGCGAAGGCGCCUCGACGCUCCGUCAGCAGCCAGGCUGGCUUGCGCGAGCUGUUCGAGCUGCCGGCCCUGCAGCGCUUCCUGGAGCAGCAUGAGCAGGGGCUGCUUCGCGGGGCUUCCUGGCCGGACCUGGCAGCGCGGAUUCGCCUCCUGCGGGAGAAGGAGCAGGAGCUGCGCGACACGGAGUGCCUGGCGCAGGAAGAUGAACAUGAAGAUUUGCGGAAGCUGGCGGAAAAAGAAGCUGUUUCCUGUCAGGAAGAGAUAGCAGAAUUGAAACACCAGAUUGUAUUGCUUUUGAUUCCUUCAGAAGAAACAGAUAGAAGUGAUCUCAUCAUGGAAGUGACUGCUGGAGUUGGAGGGCAGGAAGCAAUGCUAUUCACAGCAGAGAUGUUUGAUAUGUAUCAACAGUAUGCUACAUAUAAAAAGUGGGAUUUUGAAGUUCUGGAAUAUGCUGCCAGUGACAUAGGUGGUUUGAGACAUGCAUCUGCUGUUAUAGGAGGCCUCAACACAUAUAAACAAAUGAAGUUUGAAGGGGGUGUACAUCGUGUCCAGAGAGUGCCCAAGACAGAAAAGCAAGGACGCAUUCACACCAGCACAAUGACUGUAGCAAUUUUACCACAGCCAGAUGAGAUAAAUUUGACAAUUAAUCCUAAAGACUUGCGUAUUGAAACUAAACGAGCCAGUGGAGCUGGUGGUCAGCAUGUAAAUAAAACUGAAAGCGCUGUACGAAUAGUCCAUAUUCCCACAGGUGUUGUGUCUGAGUGUCAGCAGCAAAGAUCUCAAAUAAAAAAUAAAGAAAGGGCUAUGCAGAUCCUUCGUGCCAAGCUAUACAGUAUCAAACUUGAAGAAGAGACUAGAAAAACAGAAACUGCUAGAAAGAUUCAGACUGGGUCCAGAGGAAGGUCGGAGAAAAUCAGAACCUACAACUUCCCCCAGGAUCGUGUUACUGAUCACAGAAUAAGCAGAUCAGUCCAUGACAUUGAAAGGUUCAUGUUGGGGGAGGAACUGCUAGAUGAAAUGAUAAAGUCCCUAAGAGAAUAUGCUGAUUAUGAGACUGUAUUGGAAGUUAUUUCUGAAAGUGAUCCAACCAGGCUAAGAUGAUCUACACCACAGGUAUAGAAUGCAACCAACUAGCUUGCUGCAUCUGCUCGCUUUGUGCUUACCUGAUGUAGAAAUCUCUCUCUUUCUAUGAAAAAGGGUGAAGUUAACAUUAUUCUCAAACUGCUUCUUGGAGCAGACAGCUAUGAUGGAUUUUCAAGAGCCAUUGUACAUGGUGCUAAGCAAAUUGACACUUGAGACAGAUUCUUAAAUGGACGCUGGUGCCGUACUCUUCAGAGGUGGGCAAGGAAUUGAGAACACACUGACAAUGAAUAGCUUUUUUACAGCGAAAAUAAUUCAGUGCAAUAAAGCUGAUGUGGUGUUUUAAGUUAUUACAAUGUUAAUACCUUAAUCUAAAACCUGGAAGUAAAUCUAUUGUUUUCAGUGGCACUUGGAUUUGUCACAUGUAAAUUUGAAUUUAUUUAUCGUGACAUUGUUAGAAAAUUAUACAUAAGAUUCUAGCAGCUCUGCUGCCAUAGCAAGUCAGAGGAUUGGGCUUUUGCUGGUUGCCCCUCUGUUAUGUUAAAUGAAACUUCUUUAAAAUCUGAGCCUACUUGUGUUGAAUUCUUUGGCCUAGUUAUGCACAUGCAUCCCAUGAGUAAAGAGAACACUAUUACACUUUCCAUCCUCCUGUCUAAAUAGCUGGUCACCCCAUACUUACAUGUUCUAGUUUUCCACCACACAUGGAAAUUUUACUGGGAACUUUGGAACUGUAGAGCCUGCCUAGCUGCACCUCAUUUUCUAUCAUCCAUGACCACUGGCCAAGUUGACCAGGAAUGAUGGGAGUUGGAGUAUAACAAUGCCUGAAGGGCAUCACAUUAGACUCAAAUGCUCUACCCUUCCCAACUGCAGAGGUCCAAGAUCAUCUUCACAGCUUCCCAGUGGGCUGUUAACUCCUUGCACUGAGGCAAACUCCGAUCAAAUUGGCUUUCUGUAUAGGGAGUUCCUUCAAUACAACUUCGUAGUAUUUUAUUUCAUACACUGAUUUGCUGUAAAAGAUUUUCCAAGAAUUUUUAUUGUUCUUUGUUGGAAUAUUAGCUUGUGUAUUGUUGAAAGAUGCCUUGGCUCUUUAUUGAUCAUAAAACAUUUAAAUGUUUUUACUUAGGAGAAUCUCAACAAAUCUGCUGCAUAUUUAGAAUGUGAUCCUAAACAUGAUUAUCCAGAAGCAAGUCUCUCUGAAUUCAAUAAAACAUUGCGUUCUUGUAACUGUUUAAGAUCAAUUUUAGGAUCAAUCCUAUUCACAUUUACCUGGGAGUAAGUCUUAUGGAACUCAAUGGGACUUAUGCAUAGCCCCUGCUUAUGCAUAAUCUGCACAAGUACCCUAAAUAAGCUGCUUUAUCUUUAGACAUAGAGGGGAAAU
Messenger RNA from Zootoca vivipara (common lizard), 2588 nucleotides. It is a transcript of the gene MTRF1L, whose product is annotated as mitochondrial translation release factor 1 like. Gene Ontology annotation, molecular function: translation release factor activity. Gene Ontology annotation, cellular component: mitochondrion. The record is from RefSeq and is a predicted model, not a curated record. NCBI's taxonomy places the organism in Eukaryota, Metazoa, Chordata, Lepidosauria, Squamata, Lacertidae. Gene Ontology annotation, biological process: mitochondrial translational termination.